This is a messenger RNA of Prorocentrum cordatum, 1011 nucleotides long. The record is from the annotation of a GenBank genome assembly. Lineage: Eukaryota; Dinophyceae; Prorocentrales; Prorocentraceae.
CCGCUGGCCCAGGAACCCGUGGCCAUCUCGCCGCGCCUAAUGGCGCGCGAGCAGUUCGGGGGCAUCACUGAGGAGCAGCUGAGGGAGGCUGGGGUCACCAUCUCGGGGAGGGAGGAUGGCGAGGAGGCCAGGGAGGUUCAGAGAGACCAGGGCCACUACCUCAGAGGAGGCUCGUCACCAUCGGUGUCACCAGCGGGCUCCCUGAGGCAGGCCGAGGACGUUGGGAUCACGGGCCAGGAUGUUAUCGACUACGCGCUGUUCCUGGGAUUGGAUCCAGAGGCGGACGCUGAGCUGAUGCACCUGGCGCGCGAGGGCCUGGAGGCGUCAAACGCCUGCGGCUGGAAGGCGUACCAUGACCAGGAGGGCAAGCUGUUUUAUUUCAACUUCAAGACUGGCGUCAGUUCUUGGGACCACCCAGCAGACGCGACUGCACUUAAUCUGGCGAGGGAGAAGAAGAGAGAGAAGCUGAUGACACGGCCGAGGAAUCGCGCAAACUACACGGGCGAGACCCUCAAUAAUUUGGAGGCAGACGUCGCUGAGAAGCACGAUGAGAAUCACAGCAAAGCGUUUUCUGUGAAAGAUGAGGGUUGGUGGCCAGGCUACCGCCGAUCAGUUUUCGCGGCAGUCAGGAAUGCCAUCGGCAACAAUGCGGAGCAUGUGGUUAUCAUCCAGGUUCGCAGCGAUGCCGCGUUAGGCUCUGCUGCGGAUGAGUUUUCGGCAAUGCUAAGUGAAUUCCAGACUUGCUACCUGGAGAAGAAGGAGCCGUUUUUUGCAGGAGAUGGUUCCGUGAAAAAGCUAGAUUGGGAAAAUAUGUCAGAGUUACGGUUGUCUGGCAAACACCUCGAGAAUACCCUCAUGCACAUCACAAGUCAGCAGACUACGCGUGCGAUCAUUGUGUCCGUAAGUGAUCACGCGGUGGACGCUGUGAUAGAGGUUGUUCGACAACAUAACCGAAGGGGUGGCGUCACGGAAGUCGACGCGGCAUGGGCCCCUAAGUACGAGGUCGUUUGA